Capsella rubella is the source of this 753-nucleotide messenger RNA. Its product is annotated as peptidyl-prolyl cis-trans isomerase CYP18-1. The transcript has 5 exons. NCBI's taxonomy places the organism in Eukaryota, Viridiplantae, Streptophyta, Magnoliopsida, Brassicales, Brassicaceae. The record is from RefSeq and is a predicted model, not a curated record. Gene Ontology annotation, molecular function: peptidyl-prolyl cis-trans isomerase activity. Gene Ontology annotation, biological process: protein peptidyl-prolyl isomerization; protein folding. Gene Ontology annotation, cellular component: catalytic step 2 spliceosome. The coding region runs from base 100 to 582 and encodes 160 amino acids.
ACUAGUAUAGUGGAACUAGCGAUGGAGAAGCGGCAAAAGCAUCGACGCGACUCGAGGAAGUGGGAAAAAGCCUCUGCUAGCUGCUAGUUUGGCGUUUCAAUGUCAGUAACUUUGCACACGAAUCUGGGUGAUAUAAAGUGUGAGAUCUUCUGCGACGAGGUUCCAAAGAGUGCCGAGAACUUUUUGGCGUUAUGUGCAAGUGGCUACUACGAUGGUACCAUAUUUCAUAGAAAUAUCAAAGGGUUCAUGAUUCAAGGAGGAGACCCUAAUGGCACCGGCAAAGGAGGAACUAGCAUCUGGGGCAAGAAAUUCAAUGAUGAGAUCCGUGACUCCCUUAAGCACAAUGCAAGAGGUAUGCUCUCAAUGGCAAACAGUGGCCCAAACACCAACGGAAGCCAGUUCUUCAUAACCUACGCAAAACAACCACAUCUCAAUGGAUCGUACACCAUAUUUGGCAAAGUCAUCCAUGGCUUCGAGGUGCUUGACAUAAUGGAAAAGACUCAAACAGGGCCAGGAGAUAGGCCGCUUGCAGAGAUAAGGCUAAACCGAGUGACGAUCCACGCCAAUCCACUUGCUGGUUAGCUCGAUUGUUGUGGACUUGAUAUAAGCUGAGAGACAUGAUGCAGAAGUGAUGGUUUGACAUGUGAAAGAGUUGAGUUUGUACUGGAUUGAACAACAAUUGCUAAGUGUACGUUGAAAGGGGUUGUGUUUUGUGUCUAGUCUAAUAUAUAGAGCCUCCUCAGUUGACACAAA